GAAUUGAGAGAGGGAAAGAUGGAGAGGAGGGAGGAGAAAGCGAGCGAGACAGAGAAAGAGUGGCCCUCUAUAUUCGGCUAUGUAAGAACAGCGAUGGGUGAGGGGCCAACCUCUCCACAUGUGACUACAGUGUCCAUUUCUAGAGGAAGAGUGGCACACUCGGUCACGGUGUGUUCUUGCCCUUUCGUUGGGAUUAGAGAUGUAAAAUAAUAAUAAUUCAACCGUUAAUGCGUGUUUUUGUUUGUUUGUUACAUAUAUCUUCAUAAGUUUAUUUCAUCUCAUUAUUGAUCGGAUUUUCCCCCCUUUAUUUUUCGUGUGGACAUUUUGAGAAAAAUACUUUUUUUGUAUUUCUAAACUUUUCUUUCUAAAAUGUCAAAGUUUGCUCGCGUAUUUUUGUAGUCCACCUUCGUCUAUGGAAUCAUCUUGGGGAUAUUAGAAAUAGCCUAACGGACAUGGAGGAGUUUAUCAACUUUUCCCACACAAGGUGCCUUUUGUUCGUGAAUAAGGCAGCGUGCUUUUGGAAGACUAGACCAUGAGGGAACCCAUCGAGCGCACAACUGUCGAUUAGGCGACUGGUUGCUUGAGAGCGUCAAACUAAAAUGAACGAUGCAGCCGUGUAUACGAUGUAAAAUACAACAACGAUCAACCGGAGGACUGUUUGAAUAGGCAGCGGGAGUCUGGAGAAGAGAAGGAGAUUGGCAGAAGCUAUUAAAGAAGACAUUCCGUGACAGCAGCAGAUCCCGACACUGCUUCAUCACAGGAUGAGGAUGAAAUACACAAUCUCCCUUGUCUUCAUUGUGGCACUGGUCAUCAUUGAGAAGGAAAACAACAUUAUCUCACGGGUUUCAGACAAGCUCACCCCAAAGCAGACCCCCCAGACACCCCUUCAGCCCAGUAACUCUGCGUCAGCCCUGGGUCUCCUGAAGUUGAAUGGCUCCUCCUUCUCUACCCUGAGCAAGCUGGACCCUGUCUUCACCCUCAUGAAGAGACGCCUGGAGAACUACACCGAGCAGAGGUCAGAGGUCAUAGGGUCAGCUGGAAACAGAAAGCACAUCCUCCUAUUGGCCACCACGCGGACAGGCUCCUCCUUCGUGGGCGAGUUCUUCAACCAGCAGGGAGACAACAUGUUCUACCUGUUCGAGCCGCUGUGGCACGUGGAGAGGUCGCUGACAUUAGAGGGCGGCGGGACCAAUGCCACAGCCGCCGCCCGGGCCUACCGGGAAGUCCUCCAGGGGCUCUUCCUGUGUGACUUCACCCCUCUGGAGAGCUUUAUUGACCCACUUCCUGUAGACCACGUCACCUCAGCCCUGUUCAGGAGAGAAUCUAGCAGCUCUCUCUGUGAGGAGUCCGUCUGUAGCCCGUUCGUUAAGAAAGUCUUUGAACGCUACCAUUGCCGGACCAGGAAGUGUGGUCCCCUCAACCUGACCACGGCGUCCGAGUCAUGCCAGCAGAAGGAGCACAGGACCAUUAAAUCCGUCCGGGUGCGCCAGCUGGAGACCCUGAGACCCCUCGCCGAGGAUCCUCGUCUGGAUAUCAAGUUCAUCCAGCUGGUGAGGGACCCCAGGGCGGUUCUGGCCUCCCGCAUGGUGGCCUUCUCCGCCAAGUACAACAACUGGAAGAAGUGGGCGGUGGACGGAGAUGUGCCCAUUGACGACGACGAGGUGAGGAAGCUGAAAGGCAACUGCGACAACAUCAGGAUGUCUGCGGAGGUCGGCCUGAGGCAGCCGUCUUGGCUGAGGCGGAGGUACAUGCUAGUACGGUACGAGGAUAUCGCUAGAUUCCCUAUGAGGAAGGCAGCGGAGAUGUACAAGUUCACCGGGAUCCCGUUCACUCCUCAGGUAAAAGACUGGGUGUUAAAGAACACCCAGGCUUCCAAUGAAGCUAGUGGAGUGUAUUCAACACAGAAGAACUCCUCCGAGCAAGUGGAGAAAUGGAGGUUCAGCAUACCGUACAAACUAGCCCAGGUGGUGCAGAGGGUUUGUGGACCCACGAUGAAACUGUUUGGGUACAAGUUUGUGAACAGCGAGGCGAUGCUGACGGACAAGUCUAUCAGUUUGAUCGAAGAAAAGAUUUUCAUACAAAACUUUUCAUAGACAUUUUACGGUAACUCUGAACUCUGCUCAUCAGACAAAGUGGACCAACAGAUAAGAUUAUGAAAUGAUAUUUGUGAGGAUAUUUAUUGGGGACUGUACUAGUAUACAACAGAGUAAUGUAUAAGACACUUUAUAGAUACAUAUUAAAUUAUAACAUGUUACACUCCAGGGUGUAGAAGGAAAUACACAUUUUUGUGUGUAAUGAAAAGGAACGAAUACAAAAACAAGUACUACCUUUUAACUUUUUACAGGGACAUUUAACAAAAGAAAACCCUUGGUACAUGAGUACUACAUGGUAGAAAACACUUGUUAUAUAAGUACUACAUGGUAGAAAUCCCUUGUUACAUGAGUACUACAUGGUAGAACACCAUGGUAGAAAUCCCUUGUUACAUGAGUACUACAUGGUAGAAAACCCCUUGGUACAUGAGUACUACAUGGUAGAAAAUCCCUUGUUAUAUGAGUACUACAUGGUAGAAAACACUUGUUAUAUAAGUACUACAUGGUAGAAAUCCCUUGUUACAUGAGUACUACAUGGUAGAACACCAUGGUAGAAAUCCCUUGUUACAUGAGUACUACAUGGUAGAACACCAUGGUAGAAAUCCCUUGUUACAUGAGUACUACAUGGUAGAAAUCCCUUGUUACAUGAGUACUACAUGGUAGAAAACCCCUUGGUACAUGAGUACCACAUGGUAGAAAUCCCUUGUUACAUGAGUACUACAUGGUAGAAAUCCCUUGUUACAUGAGUGCUACAUGGUAGAAAACCCUUGUUAUAUGAGUACUACAUGGUAGAAAACCCCUUGGUACAUGAGUACUACAUGGUAGAAAUCCCUUGUUACAUGAGUACUACAUGGUAGAAAAUCCCUUGUUAUAUGAGUACUACAUGGUAGAAAACACUUGUUAUAUGAAAAGUUGUUUGUUAUGCACCUUUACCACCUUUUCACCCCAGGUAAUUCAAGCUUUUUAAAUCUGGUUUUAGGGUGGCCAAGCUUGAGUCCUUCAACAGUUUCCCUGUUGAAGUGUAUUUUUUUUUCUGUCAAGCCACGGGUUAAUAACAUUAGCUGGUUUUUAACUGAGCUGUAGAGAAGGGAGUUAAAUGAAUGGCUUUGCUCUGUGUGUGUGGAAAGCAAGACAGUGGCAGGACAUUCCAAUGUCUUUGGUCUUGUAUGUUCUAUAGCAUUUACCUAUAAAGAAGGGAUGUUCUUUCAUGUUAAUUUAAUAUAUUAUGUUAUUUGUAUUGAGAUUGAGAGAUUAUGGCCAUGGCUUUUGCACAUGCUACAUAGAUGGAUAGUUUUCUCCCCGCUAACUGAUGGGACCCCUUACUUCCAGACCUGGGUUCAAAUAGUAUUCAAAAUCUUUCAUACGGUUUUAGCAUUUGCUUUAGCCUGCCAGGAGUGCCAUAUGGGUGGGAUUUGCUGUUUUUUAGAUUAUUCUAUUGGUUAAUAACACCAGCUAAAGUAUUUGAAAUUAUUUCGAAUACUAUUUGAACCCAGGUCUGCUUCGUGAACACAUCGGCUAGGUGAGUAUCUGUACAUGCAUGUUGCUGUUUUAGUUUUAAUUGGCUGUUAGUGUUUCGCGUCGUGGAAGUCGACGGUGAGCGUAGCGACUCAUUCUGUAAAAACAGAUGUCUUCGGUGGUCCUGUAUGUACAGACAUUGUGUGUCCCAAAAGGCACCCUGUUCCCCAUAAUGCACCAUAGGGAAUAGACACAUACAUUCCUCCUGCAGCUGGUUUGCAGAAUUGUGUGAGGUUUAUCAGCAGCUUUCUGUCCUUUGACACAAGUCUCCUGGCUGGUGAUGAUGGACGAGAAGAGGACCCGGGGACUAAAAGACUGGGUGUACGUUCCAAAUGGCACCCUAUUCCGUAUAUGGUGCACUAUUUUUGACCACUGCCCCAUUGGGAUCUGGUCAUAGGUAGUGCACUAUGUAGGGAAUAGGUUGCCCUUUGGGAGGCGUUAUGGUUUUUGUCUAUAUGUAUGCCUAUGCCCUUUCUCAUUCUGGUGUUAAGUUUACUUUUCAUUUCAGUGGAAUUCACUAUUGUUGUAUGUGGUUGUUUGGCCUUUUACUGUACAAGUAAAUUGAACACUGAACAAGUC
Oncorhynchus kisutch (coho salmon) is the source of this 4184-nucleotide messenger RNA. Its product is annotated as carbohydrate sulfotransferase 3. The record is from RefSeq and is a predicted model, not a curated record. Gene Ontology annotation, cellular component: Golgi membrane. Gene Ontology annotation, biological process: carbohydrate metabolic process; N-acetylglucosamine metabolic process. Bases 762 to 2093 code for a protein of 443 amino acids. NCBI's taxonomy places the organism in Eukaryota, Metazoa, Chordata, Actinopteri, Salmoniformes, Salmonidae. The transcript is spliced from 4 exons. Gene Ontology annotation, molecular function: chondroitin 6-sulfotransferase activity; N-acetylglucosamine 6-O-sulfotransferase activity.